Messenger RNA from Microthlaspi erraticum, 621 nucleotides. Lineage: Eukaryota; Viridiplantae; Streptophyta; Magnoliopsida; Brassicales; Brassicaceae. The record is from the annotation of a GenBank genome assembly.
AUGGAGGAAGUGAAGGGACAGAGAGGAAGUGGAAGCACAGAGGCAGACUUUGUGUUGCAAUGGGGAGAGAGGAAAAGAGUUCGAUGCAUGAAAGUGAAGAAAGACAAAAGCCUUAUGAAUGGCAAGUCCACUGAUUGUUUGUCUAAGCGUAAACUCCUUUCUCGUGCUGCCUCUUCUGAGAGAGGCUCUCCUUCUCGACAUCUUAACCGUCCAAACAAGAUGAUAGGUUCUCCAGUGAACGUGAGGAGAUCGUUUGUGGCAUCGCCUGAGAAGGAAGAUAGAUACUACACAACGAGGGGUUCGAUGGGAAUAGAUGAGAGUGGGAAAGUGAUGAAGGAGCUGCCUGUGAAGGAAAGCAAGAAGCAAGUGUGGCCAAAGUUGUUUAUAACUCUGUCAAAUAAAGAGAAGGAAGAAGAUUUCUUGGCUAUGAAAGGUUGCAAGCUUCCUCAACGACCCAAGAAGAGAGCCAAAUUGGUUCAGAAGACUUUGCUUCUGGUGAGUCCAGGUGCUUGGUUAUCAGAUCUUUGCAAAGAGAGGUAUGAAGUAAGAGAGAAGAAGACUUCAAAGAAGCGACCAAGAGGACUGAAGGCAAUGGGGAGCAUGGAGAGCGAUUCAGAGUGA